AUGGCGGACUUCCCGCCGCUCGCGCCAGUGCCGCCCGCUGCACUCCGGUCCACCAUCCCAUCAGAUGACUGGGAAGCCUGCCUGGAUGCAUGGAUGAUGCUGCUGGGCAUUCGUCUAAAUGCAACAGAUCAGCAAUUCCAAGAUGCCGCGGUCCACGAUGUCCCGGCCGUCUCCUUUUUGGAGUCGUACUAUCAGCACAUGGCAGCCGGGGAUGCGGGCCUGCAGACAGGACCCAAAGCAAGAAGACUUCGGAAGCUCUGUUUUCUCGCGACAAGGCGGUACCUGCUGAGUCUGGCGGAUCCGCCAGAAGGCAUUCUUGACUGCAAGCUGUGGGGCAAUCUAUGUUGUUGUUUUCCUUCAAGCACGGCGUUGAAGACAUCACUCUCAAAGGCAUGGGAUUUGCACAGUGAGAAGCUCAUUUCCAGUCUAGAGAAGACAAAGUCUCUCAUUAUCAAGCAGCUGUCUCUGGCAAGCGCAACACCAAAUCCAGAGGUCAUGGCGGAUGUCCGCCGCUUGACGAUAUUGGCGUCCGUGCUACCGCCCUGCGGUCAAGUGUUGAUGGCAGGCUCGGACUUCCUGGACACCGUCUCGGAUGCCUACCUGACCCAGAAGAACCAGGAAGAUCUCCGCCGGAUUCUCGUGGCCAAUAUCUAUGUCGGGAUGAUCUCGCUGUUGAAAGAGCCAUCGGCCAAUCUGUCCUUGCUCCUGGACCAGCUAUUCAGCCUUAAAGCUGCCGCAGGCUUAGGCACACCGAGGAUGAAGAAGGAACCGACUCUGCUUUCUGAUCUGGUUUGCAGUUCGGAUAUCCUUCUUCGAUUGGAGAAAUAUCUAACCGCGCAUCCACAAAAACGAGCGGAGGAUCUACUCGUCCAAUUACGCGUCUACCAGAUGGAAUCCAAGCCCCUGCACCACCGGUAUCAAAGACGCAAGAAAGUGGACAAGGGUAAAGGCCCAUCGUCUGGUGCUCUUAUCCCCGAGGAGCUCCAUGUACACAAGAUGUCACUAGUCACGCAAGUGCAAGACCUCUUCCCCGACCUCGGGUCCGGGUUUAUCGUCAGGCUCCUGGAGUUCUAUAACGACAACCCGGAGACCAUCGUCGCGCAACUUCUAGACGACAACCUGCCACCGGAGCUCCAGUCUCUAGAUCGAACCGAACAGCUACCGGCCCCACAAGCAGGAUCCAGCCACGACGCGUUGGCACUGCGGCCAACGCCUCCAGCAAUCCCUUCACCCCCAUCAUCUGCGCCAACGCGCAAGAACAUCUUCGACGCAGACAUCGAUAUCGCCGAACUCAGCCGCUCCGAAGCCGCCACACAAUCAAAAAGCAAGCUCCGCUUCGGCCGCGCAAACCCAGACCUGACAGCCGAUGAAGUCCUCGCCGACCGCAGCCAGCACGCCACCAACAAAGCAGCCAUCCUCUCCGCGCUGGCGAAUUUCGACUCCGACGACGACGAGCGCGACGACACCUAUGACGUCGCCGACGUGGGCGGAACCGUCGACGCCACGACGGCCGGCACAGACGCUGAGGCAGAGGCGGACAUGCGCAACCGCCGCGCCGACCAACUAGAUAUGAUCCUCUUCCGCGCUUACAAGUCCAAUUCUGCGCUCUUUGCGCGUGAUUCUGCUACACGUCGCUCGCAGCCGCGCGCUUCUCUUAAGCGGGACACCGAGAUGACGGAUGAGGCUAUUGAAGGGUGGGCUGUCAUGCUCUCCCGCGAUCCGAAACGGCUCGCUAGGCUUGAAGAUCGACUUGCGCUGGAUUCUGGCGGUGUUGGUGGUGGGGCUUUGAACCAGACGGAUCUGCCUCCGACGUCGUACCGAAAGCCACGGCCGGAAGAGAUCGAGUCAGAUGAGGAAGGCGACUCCUCUGUUUCUGCUGCUCCGCGCGGGGGCAGAGGCGGCGCGGGAGGAGGAGGAGGUGGCGGUGGACGCGGACGAGGCAGAGGUGGUAGAGGUAGGGGUGGUAGACCACCACCACAGUCUGGGGAACAGAGCGGUGCCGCCUCGAGACAAAAGAAGGAGGAGAAUAAGGCCAGCCGCGCAAAUCAUAAUCGGCGACAGCAGCGUGCGAAGAAGAUUGCGCGUGGGGGUGGGCUGCCAGGGUGA
Penicillium riverlandense is the source of this 2106-nucleotide messenger RNA. Its product is annotated as ASCC2 family CUE domain-containing protein. Gene Ontology annotation, molecular function: ubiquitin binding. The transcript has a single exon. NCBI's taxonomy places the organism in Eukaryota, Fungi, Ascomycota, Eurotiomycetes, Eurotiales, Aspergillaceae. The record is from RefSeq and is a predicted model, not a curated record. Bases 1 to 2106 code for a protein of 701 amino acids.